Molecule: messenger RNA, 1903 nt
Organism: Fomitopsis serialis
Lineage: Eukaryota; Fungi; Basidiomycota; Agaricomycetes; Polyporales; Fomitopsidaceae
Product: ribonuclease H-like domain-containing protein
Exons: 5
Coding region: 47-1903 (618 amino acids)
Molecular function (GO): protein dimerization activity
Source: RefSeq, a predicted model, not a curated record
GUCGGGUCGAGUUCUGGAUGAAGAGGCAGACAAAGUGCUCACCACAAUGAAGACUCGUGUCAAGGGCCGAUUUGCCACAGGUCAAUGUGAUGCAUGGAAGAACAUCACCAAGACGUCCAUAGUUGCAUCAAUGUUGAACGUCGAAUACAAGGCACUUGAUAUAUCUGCGAAGGCCAAGAACGCUGAGAAUUUGCUCGAGAUCGUCGUCAACGAGAUCAAAUACUGCCGUGACGUACUCGAGACAGUGGUGGUCGCAUGGUGCACGGAUUCGAGUGGCGAGUCUUUGAAGAUGCGUCGCCUUCUUCGUGAGCGAUUUCCUUGGAUUGUGACAGUGGCGUGCUGGGCGCAUCAGCUCAAUCUCGUCGUGUCCGAUUACCUCAAAUUGAAGCUCCCGCAUAUCCGUGUUGUUGAUCAAGCUUUGGAAGUGAUCAAGUGGUUCAACAAUCACAGUCGGGCUCUGGGGCUCCUGAAGGAGAAGAUGAUGGAGAAGCUAGCGAAGGUUUAUGCGUUGAUUUUACCAGUCAUUACCCGCUGGACAUCGCACUUCCUUUCAUGCCGGCGACUGCUCCGCAUCGAGAAUGCCAUGCGGACCCUUGUGUUGGACUCGCGCGAUCAACUGAUCGUGUGCGCGGGCGAUAAGGUCGAACUGAAAGCGAAGGCGACUGAGAUCCUUGAUCUCAUCAGCGAGCCGUCUUUCUGGCGUAACCUUGCAGAGAUCGAAAAGUCACUUCGCCCUCUCGCCAUCGCGACUUAUGCAACUGAAGCGAAUAAUGCCCGCUUGGACAUUGUCUUGCUGACUCUUGGCCACCUCUACCACAUAUUCAGCAGCCUGGAGUACGAUGCUGCUGCACGCGAGACAAUCCGCAAGAGCCUGGAGAAGCGCUGGAAACAAGCCGAUCAGGAAGUCUUCGUCCUUGCGGUUCUCUUUAACCCUUACCUGCGGCGAAAGGCCUUCAACCCAGACAACGCGCUUUUCACCGAGGCGUCACUCUGGGGAAUGGUUGAUCGAUGCUUCCGCCGCAUGUUUCCUUCACCAGAGUACGCACCACCCGAUUACGAGAUGCGCCGUGCAUUUACAGAUUAUCUGACUGGGCUCGGGACCUUCUCCGACGAGGCGAUGAGCCUCGAGCUCCUGAAGAGGAUGGCAGAUGCAGAGAAAUCCUUUGUCGAUCUCGUCAGUGUCUGGCGGUCGUGCUGGACUCCUGGAAAGACAACAGGACCCGAGGGACUGGUUGUCCUUGCUAUGCGGAUACUCAGCAUUGUGCCCAACUCUGCCGCGACGGAGCGGCUCUUCAGCUUGAUGGGUACAAUACAUACCGAUCGACGCAAUCGUCUCGAUGCUGGAAGGGUUCGCAAGAUGGCCUUGGUCAAAGGUGACAUUAAUACACAGUGGCCUGCGAAGGAGCGCAAGAAGCGUCACACUUACGAAUGUUCCACCACCGCAUCCGCAUCAUCUGCCGCCGUCUCGUCCACAACCACAUCCGAGUCAGCAGCACCGCCAGCAAACAGCGACGCGAGCUCAGGUCCAGGCCGAACCGCCGACUCCGAAUGGGACACACCCCUUAUUACCUCGUUCAGCGCUGUCGCAGAUGAACUCUCGCACGAAGCGGAGGAGCAUGACAAUGCGACUCGGAGUCUCAGCUCGCAGCCACUGGUACCCGGCAGUAGUACCGGCGACGGCGCGGCUGCCACCACUUCGAGCUCGGCACCGGUGGGUGCGGCGUUGCAUGGUCGCGAGAGGCUUUUACUAUGCAACCUAUUCCUGAAACCGUCGGACCCCCAUUUUGUUCAACUGAGUAGCUAUUGCGCUGGCUUCUGGCAGCAAGCCGAAGCGAGCCUAGAUGUAGAAUCCGACCUUCAGGAGGUCCUUAUGUCAGAGCCCCCAGUAUCUUCCGAGUUGUGA